Messenger RNA from Tripterygium wilfordii, 1907 nucleotides. Its product is annotated as protein trichome birefringence-like 23. Gene Ontology annotation, molecular function: O-acetyltransferase activity. The record is from RefSeq and is a predicted model, not a curated record. Gene Ontology annotation, cellular component: Golgi apparatus. Bases 190 to 1551 code for a protein of 453 amino acids. Lineage: Eukaryota; Viridiplantae; Streptophyta; Magnoliopsida; Celastrales; Celastraceae. The transcript is spliced from 3 exons.
CAUUUCAAAGAGGACCCUUCUGGUUCGGGUUCGCCUUCUUCGGGUAACACUUUCGUCUCUUGAUGAGAGGCUCGACAUCGACUGUUACUCUUCAAUCUCGCUGAUUUUGGUACAAUUCAGCUUUUAAUAUCAGUCUUUGAUCUUGGUUUACCUAGAGGGGCAUGUACAUUUCGCAAUCUAGUGAAGAAAAUGAAGUUCAACUGGAAGCUAUGUUCUGUAAGCAAGAAACAAAGCUGGAUUGUGAAGCUAGCGAUUGUUGUUCUCUUGACGGGCCUUUCUUUUCGACUCUUCGUUUUUCGUUCUACAGGAUUUGAACCCCAGGUCGAAACCAGUUUGCUUGAUAAAGCUGAGCUUCUAAAGCAAGAUGAUUCUGUCGUUGGGCCUUCUGUUGAUGAGACCGAUUUGCAGAUCUCUCCCGCUGCUGUCGAUUUAACUUCACCUGAUGCUCAACCCGUUGAGGAACCAAACCCUGAAGAUCAGAUUCCUUAUGCAGAAAAGUGUGAUCUUUUCAAUGGUGAUUGGAUUCCUAAUCAGUCUGGUCCGCUCUACACAAAUGAAAGCUGCUCCUUGAUUGAGACGCCUCAGAACUGUAUGAAGAAUGGGCGACCUGAUUCAGGGUAUCUAUACUGGAGGUGGAAUCCACGCGACUGUGAAUUACCUCCAUUUGAUGCGCAGAGAUUUCUUGAAUUGAUGAGAAAUAAAGCAUGGGCCUUGAUUGGAGAUUCGAUAUCACGAAACCAUGUUCAAUCAUUGCUAUGCAUGCUAUCAACGGUUGAGCGACCAGUUGAAGUUUACCAUGAUGAGGAAUACAAAUCAAAAAGGUGGCAUUUCAAUUCUUACAAUCUAACGAUAUCAAAUAUAUGGUCCCCUUUCCUCGUAAAAGCUGCUAUUUUUGAAGACAAUAAUGGUGUUUCGACUUCUGAAGUCCAGCUUCAUCUUGAUAUACUUGAUAAGAACUGGACAAGUUUGUUCCCAAGGUUGGACUACGUAAUAUUCUCCACCGGGAAAUGGUUUCUUAAAGCUGCUAUCUACCAUGAGAAUAACACAGUGGCCGGCUGCCAUAUAUGCCCGGAAGGGAAUUUUACAGAGUUGGGAUUUGAUUUCGCUUACAGAAAGACUCUACAGUAUGCAAUGGACUUUGUUGCAACAUCCAAACACAAGGGGCAGAUAUUCUUUAGGACGUCGACUCCUGAUCACUUUGAAAAUGGAGAAUGGCAUAAUGGAGGAACUUGUCAAAGAACUACACCAGCCAAAGAAGGUGAGAUCGAACUGAAGGACUUGAACAAUAUUCUGCGCAACAUUGAACUAGAAGAGUUUGAGAAGGCAGCAGAAAAAGCUGCUAAAAACGGGGUUAACCUUAAGCUUCUUGACUUCACAAAUCUCUCAUUGACGAGGCCUGAUGGUCAUCCUGGCCCUUAUAGACAGUUUCAACCGUUUGCCAAGGAUAAAAUUGCCAAAGUCCAAAAUGACUGUUUGCAUUGGUGCUUACCCGGGCCAAUCGACUCAUGGAAUGAUAUAAUAAUGGAGAUGACAGUUAACAGCGAAGGGUAAUCAGAAGCUAUUAGCUUAUUCCUCUCUGAUUGUUUCUUGUCAACUCAGAGAAGCAGAAACACAUUGGGUCAUCCUAAACUAUUAUACUUGCUAGUUGGUUUUCCUUCCCACUUCAGCUGUUGUGAUCAAAGAGGGGCAGUGUUAUCUAUGCUGAUGAAAGCAUUCAAUAGUUUUUUGUUUUUUUAAAAUUUUAGGCAAGUAUGGUGGAGGAUUUGAACCCAUGAACAAGAGGUAAUUGGGGUGGGAGGCUUCACCACUACACCAUGACUUAGUCCCCAUUCAUUGUAUCUAUUUACAACCCAUAACAGGAGGUUAUGCAUAUUGUGGUUAUUUCUCAAUUUUUUUCCCUAAACCAA